Pieris brassicae (large cabbage white) is the source of this 4254-nucleotide messenger RNA. It is a transcript of the gene Msh6, whose product is annotated as probable DNA mismatch repair protein Msh6. Gene Ontology annotation, biological process: mismatch repair. The record is from RefSeq and is a predicted model, not a curated record. Gene Ontology annotation, cellular component: nucleus; MutSalpha complex. Lineage: Eukaryota; Metazoa; Arthropoda; Insecta; Lepidoptera; Pieridae. Gene Ontology annotation, molecular function: ATP-dependent DNA damage sensor activity; mismatched DNA binding; ATP binding. The coding region runs from base 88 to 3447 and encodes 1119 amino acids. The transcript is spliced from 20 exons.
UUGAGCUUUUGAUCCAUCGCAACCAACAUUUUACAUACAAUCUUUAUUGUUAUUUUUCUGGUCUCUAUUUUACUUAGUCGGAUAAAAAUGUCUAAGCGAAAUACCGUCGGCGCUAAUAAUACUCUUUUUAAUUAUUUUACCAAAACUCCGCCAAGUACGAAGAAAGUGAAACUUAGUGUAACUAAUGAAAUAAAAAAUACUACUGAAACUGUAGAGACUAUAGAAAACAAAAAGAGAGAAAGGCAAACCACACCCUCUCCAAGAGAAGACAAAAAUAAUCACACAGACGAUGAAUCUCCAAUUGCACCAAAGAAAAGAAAGAGAAUCCGUCUUAAUCCUUGUGAUACAGAUGAUUCUGAUACUGAAAACAAAGUAAUCUCCAUUAGAAACACCAGUCAUUUGUUUAAAUUUCCAGAAGAUAAUAAAAUAAAAACAAAGGAGAAUACUUCAUUAGGAAAUAAAUUGCAAGAAAGUUUUCAAUAUGACCCUUCUGUUACACCAAAAAGUAAAAUUAAGAAGACUCCAGUUGUAAUUCAAGUUAAAACUGAGUCUCAAGAAUCACCAGUUAUUGCUGAGGAAGGUGAUUGGGUUCAUUGCAAACUAGACUGGCUCAAGCCGGAUAAAAUCAAAGAUGCCAAGGGACAUAGGCCAGACCAUCCAGAAUAUGAACCAACCACACUUUAUGUACCUAAGGAAUUUAUGAAGAGUCAGACUCCGGCUCAUAGACAGUGGUGGGAGUUAAAAUCAGCGCACUACGAUUGUGUACUUUUCUUUAAAGUGGGAAAGUUCUAUGAGUUGUAUCAUAUGGAUGCUGCUGUGGGUGUCAAUGAACUGGGCUUCUCUUACAUGAAGGGUGAAUUUGCCCAUUCGGGGUUUCCGGAAAGUGCCUACGCGCGAAUGUCUUCAACUUUAGUGUCUAAGGGAUAUAAAGUAGCACGAGUUGAACAAACAGAGACCCCUGAUAUGAUGCAGGAUAGAUGUAAACUAGAACAAAAAACAAGUAAGCACGACAAAGUGGUCCGUCGUGAGAUUUGCCAAGUGUCUGUGCGAGGGGCACAAGUUUGCGGCCUUCAAGACAAUGGUCCUUCGGAGUCGAACUCGCCAUUUAUGAUGGCUGUCGCUGAAGAGGAAAACAAUGGAAUAAGUACGUACGGGGUGUGUUUUGUUGAUACGUCUAUAGGUCAAUUCCACAUCGGUCAGUUUAAAGACGAUAAACACUCUUCGCGGCUGCUCACAACUCUUGCGCAUUUCCCGCCUGCUUUGAUUAUCUCCGAUCGCAAGUCAUGCACAGUACGAACAAGCAAACUCCUGUCCACACAUUGUCAUAGUGCGAGAAGGGAAACGUUAAAUAUGGCGCCACCAGAGAAAACGCUGAAAUUGUUGGCCGAAAAAUAUUAUAGGACAAAUGAUAAUGGACAGUGGCCGGAGGGGAUAUUGCAAUUUUUACAUGAAGGUGAUGUUUUGGGUCUAACGCCGUCUACGAACAGUAGUUUAGCAAUUAAAGCUCUGGGAGGCUGUGUAGCAUUUCUCACGGAAUGUUUGCUUGAUAUACAAAUUUUAGGUAUGUCUCAGUUCUCUGAAUAUACACCCCCUGACGUGCUAAACAUGACUUUGCAAAAUGAGAAGACCCAAUGGACUGGUGGUAGUACUAUGGUCUUGGAUUCUAUUACGUUGAGAAAUCUACGUAUAGUACAGGAUGAGGGGUGUCUCUAUGAUAAAUUGAAUUUAUGCUCUACCCCUAUGGGAAAAAGAUUACUAUAUCAAUGGGUAUGUUCCCCGAGCUGUGAUUUGACAGUGAUCAAGGAACGUCAAAAAGCCAUCAAAACUUUAUUUGAAAAUCAGGACAUCUGUCAAGAGGCCAAGAGCUUGCUGACAACGUUGCCAGAUCUGGAACGGCUUUUGGCUAAAGUCCACGCCCUCGGGAACUUGAAGAAAUCAAAAGAUCAUCCCGAUUCGAGAGCUAUUUUAUAUGAAGAGAAGACUUAUUCGAAAAAAAAAGUACUGGAUUUUAUUUCGGUACUCAAUGGGUAUACUGCUGCAUUGAAGCUGACAGAAUUAUUCUGCGAUACUGACUCUGCCUUAUUGAAGAGGAUCACACAGCUAUCACCGGACGGGAAAUAUCCUGAUUAUAGAGAGACUUUGAAGUUCUUUAAGGAAGGCUUCAAUCAAACUCAAGCGGAGAAGGAAGGAAAAAUUUUGCCGGAGGCAGGUGUGGACCAAGAGUAUGACAACACCUUGGAGCUGAUAGAAGAAAUUGAGCAGGAGCUGAAGGAAUACUUGGUGGAGCAGGAGAAAUACUUCAAAUGCAGGAUAAAAUAUGUGGGUAGUGAUAAAAAGAGAUACCAAAUGGAAAUACCGCAAAAUGCCGCAUCCAAAGCAGGAGGAGAUUAUCAUAUGGAAGGAGCUAGAAAGGGAUUUAAGAGAUAUUCUACUGCCGAGACAAAGGACUUCCUCGCACGCAUGAUGGCGGCCGAAGAGCAAAAACGCGUAGUACUAAAGGAUCUCAGUCGUAGAAUAUUUGAGAAAUUCUCCAGUCAUUAUUCGCAAUGGGCCGCUGCCGUACAGUGCGUGGCGACGCUCGAUGUGUUACUGUCGCUUUGCGAAUUCGCUAGACAACAGACGAGCGAUAUUUGUUUGCCUGAGCUUACAUUUGGCGAUACUCAGCCCUACAUAAGCAUAGUAGAAGGCCGUCACCCCUGCAUACCAAUUGUGAACGAUUUCAUCCCAAACGAUACAUCCCUUGGGGAGAACGGAGCGAGUUUGUUAUUACUAACGGGACCUAAUAUGGGCGGAAAGUCAACUCUAAUGAGACAAGUUGGACUAUUAACUGUCCUUUCGCAUUUGGGAAGCUACGUCCCAGCCCAGGAAUGUAAGCUCAGUUUAGUGGAUCGCAUCUUCACUCGUUUAGGGGCUUCUGAUGAUAUUUUGUCCGGUCAUUCCACAUUCCUGGUGGAGAUGAAUGAGACGGCGGCCAUUAUUAAACACGCCUCGUUGCAUUCCCUGGUGUUGUUGGAUGAAUUAGGUCGCGGCACAAGUACAUACGACGGUACGGCCAUAGCGAGUGGUGUGUGUGUGGAAUUGGCAGAGCGUGGAUGUAGAGUGUUGUUCUCCACACAUUAUCACACACUCGUCACACACCUUGCGACACACCCUAAUGUGCAACUGGGGCAUAUGGCAUGUAUGGUAGAAACAGAGGAAACGGAAAGAGAUGAUAUCCCAGAAGAAACAAUAACCUUCUUAUACAAACUGAGCCCUGGUGCUUGUCCAAAAUCUUAUGGGUUUAAUGCCGCAAAAUUAGCUGGGAUCCCGCAAGAAAUAACGCGUCGAGCGCGAAAUAUAUCGAAAAAACUCGAAACUGAAGCUAAUCUAAUAAGGGCUUUCAAAGAAAUUAUGAAGGUUGGUCAAGUGUCAAAUAUGAGAACACUUCUCGCUGAGUUGACAAUUUAAUUUUUUUUAUAUCUAGAUUAGGGUAAGAUGUUUUGCGUACUAGCUAUGGUCGAAAAACUCAAGCCUGCCCCGGUCGGCUUUUAGGCGGUCCAAAAAAUCUGCUAAGAUUUUAAUUGUAGCUAUUUUUUUUGAAAAACGAAUAUCAUUUCCGGGUCUAAAAUCUGAAAAAAGAACAAUGUUUUUUAAUGUUUCGCUUGUAGAAAACACUUAAAUGAUUAUUCUAAUGUAGAAUUUUACUGAUUUUUUUUAUAUUUACUCAAUAUUAAUCAUUUCAAGUUAAUAACCAAGUUUGUUAAGCUAGCAUCAUUUACAAUUAAACAAUAUAAAAUGAACAUACGAUGAAACCACUUUUUAUAGAAAAGAAGUAGGAUAUAGUAAAUAUCUUUUGUUAUGGAAAUGUAAUUCUUGAAAUUAAAAUAUAUAUUUUAAGGACUUUCUUUAUGCUUUCAUCCUUAGAGCCAAAAUAAGUUAAACGUUAGAGCUAGAUUCUUUCAUUUUGAGUUCCAAUAUCUUUAUUACUUUGUAACCAAAAUUUUUACAAGAAUUCCUAUAAACCACAUUCGCUGUACCUUCGUCCGAAUAUUGUUUUUAACAAUAUUUACACAAUUUACAAAGUAUUGUUAGGUUAUGAUUUAGAAUAUAAGUUUGUUAUUAUAUUUCUUGAUGUUUUGAUUAGCAUCUGAAUUUGUGCCAUUUUAUUGACACUAAUUUAUAUAAAUGUACAAUUAUUUUUUGCAUUUAAAGAUUUUUGUAAAACUCCAUUUAAAUUGUGAUUUUCAAUGUUACUAUAUAAUUGUGAUUGUUGAG